UGCAGUGCUUGUCAUCAGUACUGUAGUACUAGUAGUACAUGUGAAUGAAGAAGAAGAAGAGGAAUAGGUGGUCACGGUCACGGUCAGUAGUACUCCACUUCCGUCCCCAAAACCCCAAUCGCCUCCGGUACCGCCGGUGGUCGAGAGGUGAUCAGCUCUCGCAUCUCAGCCUUGCAGGGCAGGGACGCAGGGUGGUGAUCGCGCGGCGCGAGGGUCGGUGUGGGGAAUGAGCUUCUACCUGGCCAGGCUCGAGGCCGCGCGGCAGCAGCACCAGACGGCGGCGGCGGUGGCGGUGGCCACGGGGCAUGCCCACGCCCCGCGCGCGUGGCCUCCUUACCAUUACCAGCACGCCGGUCUCCUUCCUCGUCCGGCGCAUCAUCCUCCGGUUCCUCCUCCUCUUCAUGCCGGCAUCAGGGUCGUCGACACGUGGCGCGGCGCCGGCGGCGUGGCGAGGCGCGAUGACGGUGCUGGGUCGCUCGGCGUCGGCGCGCGGGCCGGUUCCGCGACGGCGCGGGAGGAGACGGGCGGCGAGGUGCGGAACAAGAGGCCGUUGGCACUGGCACCCACGACGCCGCGCCCGCGCUCCCCGCCACCCAAGCGGCGGGCCGUGGCAGCGUCAGCGGCAGCCAGGCGCCUGUUCCCGCCCGGCUGCGGGAGGGACGCGGCGCUGCCGCUCGCCGGCGCCGACGGUGACGAUUCGCGGUCCGUAGCUGCGCGCGGCCACGGCGGCUCUGGCGCCCCGCACAAGCCGGCUCUUCCUCCUCGUCCUGCUCUCGCGGGCGCCAAGGUGGACAGGGACAGCGUCUCCGAAGCGGCGUCGCCAUCGUCACCCAGCGCUGCUAAUUGUUUGGUGCCAUCCGCGCGUUUGCUACCAAAGCCGACGACGGUUUCUGGCAAUCGUCGCUUCCCACCUGGCUGCCGGAGCCUUGGGGCUCCUCUGCCCACUGCUGAAGACAGUACUAACCAAGCAGUGUGUCUGCCGUCGCCGGAGGAGGAGGUAGUGCUGCCUGCAGAACGAGAUGACAUGGAAUUUGUGGCUCGUCCAGGCGUUGAUACCGCAGAUGAUGGAGCAGCACGGAACGAAGGAUCGCUGGAUGGUAGUAAUACCCUGGAAGCCCAAGAAUCCCAAGUUUCUUACAGUGCUACUCUGAAUCAUGCUACAGCUUGUGUUGUGGAAGCCUAUGCAAGCCAUACUUCUAGUGGUGAGAGAAUUGUUGUUGCUGAAUCUUCGGCUCAAGAUCUCUCGAAAGAGCUUGAUAGGAGUGAGAGUGUUCCUGAAUGUGCUGCACUGAACACCACAUGUUCAGACGAUUUUGCAGCUGCAGUGUCUAGCGAAGGUGCGCUGAUGAGAAAGAAGGUCGUGCAUACACCACGAAAAUCAGUCAGGCCUCCCAGAUUGAUUCAGAAAACUCUUCUCAGCAGACAGUGUAGGCCCUUCUCCAAGGAAAUCGAGAUGGAAGCUAAAGUUGUUGGAUGGAGUGUGACCAUGAAUGAUAUUGAGGACACUGGUGUGUUUACCCAAGAUCGAGCUAUUCAGGAACCCAUGUCAGCAAACAAGUCCCCCUGCAGAAAUGGAAAGGAGGCUGCCUUCUUCGGUCCCAAGAAGAGGGUGAGCAAGAAGAAGAAGCUGAAGAACAAAAGGAGGGUUACUGUAAAACAUCCUACCUCUGCGUGUGCAUUGGAUGGCAAGGAGGAUUCUAUCUUGGAAGACGAUGAAAUUUUCAAGGCCCUAGCUGCUCAUGAAACAAAAUUCGAAUACGGGCCCCAAAUUUCAGAUGCUAGGAGCAAAGUCCAGCUAAUCUGCACCAGGUUCGAGUCUAUCUGCAGAGCUAUAGUGCAAGCUGCAGGACACCGUUCAAUGAAGGUUAGAAGAAUUGAUCUCGCAGCUUGAUAAACUGAUCAGGAAACUGCCAGGGUUCACCAAGCAGGGGCCAGUUGUUGGGAGCGUUCCUGGAGUCGAAGUCGGCGAUGAGUUUCUCUACAGGGUUCAGCUGGCCCUCGUUGGUCUCCACCGUCCGUUCCAGGGAGGCAUUGACUCCACCAGGCAUGAAAAAACCGGUGUGCGGAUCGCCAUAAGCGUCGUCGCUUCAGGCGGAUAUCCUGACGAACUGUCAUCAAACUCAGGCGAGCUGGUAUAUACAGGUUCUGGUAAGAAGGAUAAUGGAGAUCAGAAGCUUGAGCAUGGGAACCUUGCCCUGAAGAACUGCAUCGACAUGAAGACUCCUGUCCGGGUGAUUCAUGGAUUCAAAGAUCAGAACAGAGAGGAAUUAGGCAGCCAUUCGAGGGCCAGAGAGGUCUCGACGUUCACGUAUGAUGGGUUGUAUCAUGUGGUGGACUGCUGGAGAGAAGGCUCGCCGGGUUCGAAGGUGUUCAAGUACAAGCUGCAAAGGAUCCCUGGGCAACCACAACUUUCCCUGCACAUGACUAAAGCCGUGGUGAAGAACAGCAUGCGUCCAGGCUUCAUAUUUACAUAAAAUUAGGAUUGGACUCCAAGAACGUCAUCGAGAGCCACAUUUGGAUGUAAUGCAAGUACGUCGUCGAGAGCCACAUUUAAAUGGGAAUUUUGUGAAACCCAUCUACAACAAUGACUAUACUAAAAACGUCAGUAAUGUAUUGUAGGUAGUUUCUCAAAGGAAAUCCUUAUGUGAUGAUUAUAUAUAUAUACAUCUUAGGCAGUUCUUACAUAAACUAUGAUGUGUAUUGUAUCGUACACCGUUUGUAAAGCAAAUUCGGGUCUAGAUACAUAUUAGAGCAUCCUUCAGCCCCAAACCACAACAAUUGUGAAACAUUCAGUUUUCAAGGCAGCAGUGGGCCAGGGUUUACGACAUUCAGUUUUCAGUUUCA
Sorghum bicolor (sorghum) is the source of this 2844-nucleotide messenger RNA. RefSeq lists its product as uncharacterized. The transcript is spliced from 3 exons. NCBI's taxonomy places the organism in Eukaryota, Viridiplantae, Streptophyta, Magnoliopsida, Poales, Poaceae. The record is from RefSeq and is a predicted model, not a curated record. Bases 227 to 1891 code for a protein of 554 amino acids.